Phytophthora infestans T30-4 is the source of this 1023-nucleotide messenger RNA. RefSeq names its product mannitol dehydrogenase, putative. The transcript has 2 exons. Gene Ontology annotation, molecular function: oxidoreductase activity, acting on the CH-OH group of donors, NAD or NADP as acceptor; zinc ion binding. NCBI's taxonomy places the organism in Eukaryota, Oomycota, Peronosporomycetes, Peronosporales, Peronosporaceae. The record is from RefSeq and is a predicted model, not a curated record. The coding region runs from base 1 to 1023 and encodes 340 amino acids.
AUGUCAAGUGCUCCAAGAACUGUCAACGCCUUUGCUGCCUUCGAGCCGUCGGGCAGGAUUGUGCCAUUUCAAUACGAAUCACGCCUGCUUGGUCCAGACGAUGUGGAAAUCAAGAUCUCGCAUUGCGGUAUCUGCGGAUCGGACAUUCACCACCUCGACAGCGGCUGGAAACCCACGAUGUACCCGUGCGUAUUUGGCCACGAGAUCAUUGGUGACGUGAGUGUUGUUGGUGUCAGCGUCAAACAUCUGGCCGUGGGCGAUCGCGUCGGCGUCGGAGCUCAGGUCUGGGCCUGCCUUAACAAGGACCCGAAGAGACCUUGUGAGGAGUGUGGUGACGGUGAAAACGCCUUCUGCAACCGCUCGGUGAUCACUUACGAUGCAAAUUACGAGGAUGGCUCCAUGGCCAAUUUCGCCUUCAAGAUUCCUGGUAACAUUCCAUCCACUGCCGCCGCGCCGUUACUGUGCGCUGGUGUGACCGUUUUCACGCCUCUAAAGCGCAACGUGAAGCCAGGUGAUCGUGUGGGUGUCAUCGUGAUCGGAGGGCUGGGCCACCUCGCCAUCCAGUUUAUCCGUGCUCUCGGUGCUACCCCCGUGGCGUUCUCGCGUUCAGCCGACAAAGAAAAGGAGGUUCGUGCUCUCGGUGCCGAGGAAUUUUACAACUUGAGCGACCCGAAGGACCAGAAGAAGGCAGAAAACUCCGUCAACGUGUUGCUGCUGACGGCUGAUGCCACCAACAUGCCGUACAACACGUUCUUGACUCUGGUGAAGAAGCGCGGCAUAUUCGUCAUGGUGGGUGUCCCAAACGACGAGGUCAAGUUCAAGCCGAUGUUCGUUGUGGCUAAGGGUAUCAAGUGGGUGGGCAGCCUUAUCGGAGGUAUUCAAGCCAUACAGGACAUGCUGGCUCUUGCGUCGGAGAAGAAUGUGCGUGCCAUCGUUCAGCAAAUGCCUAUGAGCAAGGUGAACGAAGGCAUCGCAAUGAUGCGCGAGGGUCGCGUUCGCUACCGUGUCGUACUUGAAAACUAA